Messenger RNA from Vicia faba (fava bean), 1806 nucleotides. The record is from the annotation of a GenBank genome assembly. Lineage: Eukaryota; Viridiplantae; Streptophyta; Magnoliopsida; Fabales; Fabaceae.
AUGGCGAGAAAACACGAAGGACGUGCUGUGGGAAUAGACCUUGGAACAACCUACUCAUGUGUUGCAGUAUGGCAAGAACAACACAGUAGAGUAGAGAUUAUUCACAACGAUCAAGGGAACAAUACCACACCUUCUUUUGUUGCUUUCACUGAUAAUGAAAGGUUGAUUGGUAAUGCCGCCAAGAAUCAGGCUGCUACCAACCCACAAAACACCGUUUUUGACGCUAAGAGAUUAAUUGGUAGAAAGUUUAGUGAUCCUCUUGUUCAAAGCGAUUCAAUGUUGUGGCCAUUCAAAGUCAUUGCUGGUGAUAAUGACAAACCAAUGAUUUCCCUUAAGUAUAAGGGUCAGGAGAAGCACCUUUGUGCUGAAGAAAUCUCAUCUAUGAUUCUCUCAAAGAUGCGGGAUAUUGCAGAGGAGUAUCUGGGGUCACCAGUUAAGAAUGCAGUUAUCACCGUGCCUGCUUAUUUCAACAAUUCUCAACGAAAAGCCACUGUGGAUGCUGGUUCCAUUGCUGGCCUUAAUGUUUUGCGGAUAAUCAAUGAACCUACUGCUGCAGCUAUUGCAUAUGGUCUUGACAAGAAAAAUGACUUUGAUGGAGAACGAAAUAUUUUCGUUUUUGACCUAGGAGGUGGGACUUUUGAUGUGUCUCUCCUUACAAUUAAGGGUGAUGUCUUUAAAGUUAAGGCCACCGGGGGAAACACUCACCUUGGAGGAGAGGACUUUGAUAAUAGAAUGGUGAACCACUUUGCAGAUGAUUUCAAGAGAAAGCAUCGGAAGGAUAUUAGUGGCAACCCAAGAGCUUUGAGAAGGUUGAGAACAGCGUGUGAGAAGGCAAAGAGGGCGCUCUCUUUUUCUGUUGUCACUACAGUUGAGGUCGAUUCUUUAUAUGAGGGGAUUGACUUUUAUUCAUCAAUCACUCGUGCCAAAUUUGAGGAAAUCAAUAUGGACUUCUUUAAAGAGUGCGUGAGAAUUGUAGAAAACUGUCUCAAUGAUGCUAAGAUGAAUAAGAGUCUUGUCCAUGAUGUUGUCCUUGUUGGGGGCUCUUCUAGGAUUCCCAAAGUUCAACGACUAUUGGAGGACUUUUUCGAUGGGAAGGACUUAUGCAAGAGCAUCAACCCUGAUGAGGCUGUCGCAUAUGGAGCCGCUGUGCAAGCUGCUAUAUUGAGUGAAGGCUUUAAAAAUGUUCCAAACUUGAUGCUGCAAGAUGUUACACCAUUGUCACUAGGUUGGAUGCUAGAACACAAUGUCAUGGCUGUGGUGAUUCCGAGGAACACUCCCAUUCCUGUUAUGAAGACUGAGGAAUUUUAUACAGCUCUAGAUCACCAAUCCAGCGUCCUUAUUGAUGUUUAUGAGGGUGAAAGAACAAGAGCGAGUGACAACCAUUUUCUUGGGUCUUUUUGUCUUUGUGGCUUACCUCGUUAUGCUGCAGGCCUUCCUUUCAAUGUAUGCUUCAAUAUCGAUCAAAAUGGCAUCCUUACAGUUUCUGCCAAUGAAAUAUUGUCUGGUAGUAAGAAUGAGAUUGUGAUAACAAAAGAUAAUGGAAGGCUGUCGACCAAAGAAAUUGAAGAAAUGAUUCAAGAAGCUGAGAAUUACCGUGUUGAAGAUAAGAAAUUCUUAAGGAAGGCUGAGUUAAUGAAUGAAUUGGAUGACUGCGUUUACAGAAUGAAAAACGAUUUGAAUCUCUCCUCGGAGGAAUACCAGCAGAUUAAUUCUUUGGUCACAAUGGCCACACAUUUGCUUGAUGCGGAUGACUCGCAGACUGGAAUAGAUGUUCUAAAGAAGAUUCAGAGAAAUGGUGAAGAAUAG